AUGCCAGGUGUCUCCGCCCCUCCAACCCUGCCUGUUUUGGUGCGCAAGGCAUCAUGGGUAUUGCGUUCCGAUGGCUCCCCGCACCUUCACUUUCAUCCGCUGCUGAAUGAUUCGCUCAACCGGCUGUUCUACGACCAUGCUCUCAUCAACGGUACCCGUGUAGAAGACCGUCACAUGUUCCUAUCCGUACGCUGUCCUGAGCUAAAGCUCCCGUUCCUCUUCGUCGGCGUACCCUGUGCAUCCGCGAAGUCUCUUAGUGGAUCGCACAGCUGUGAGGCCGAAGCUGAGGCUUGCCGCCAAAUUGUGUCGGUGUUAACAAGGAAGAACAUCCCACCCUCGUUUCUGGCCAUCAUAGCGUUCUACAAAGAACAGCUCGCACAGUUCGCCAAAACCCUCGAAGUCGAUUUGGAUACAGUCGAUUCCGUUCAAGGCUGUCAAGAGAACAUCAUCAUCCUCCUCACCACGCGGUCUGGCUUCGAUGCUGACCGAGGAGAAUUUCUCAACGAACCUCAUCGGUUCAACGUCGUGCUCACCACGUAUAGGCACGGCCAGUUUGUUCUAGGUCACGAGCAGUCUUUACAGGUCUCUCAUACUGGAAUGACAUCUUUAGGCCCGCAACGUUCUGCCAUAGUCUGCCACUGCGUUACCGUAUCUCAUCGACUUACGAACCCUUUUUCCUCCUCCUUGAAACCUAAGGCUUCCGAUCGGCGACUUAGAGAGAUCUCCGCUGCAACGACUGGACUCCGGCCUGCGCCUCCGUCACCCUUCGAUCCCUUCGGGCCGUCGCCUCUGGGCCCAACGCCUCCGCCGAAGAUCCUCAACUGA
Molecule: messenger RNA, 825 nt
Organism: Ostertagia ostertagi
Lineage: Eukaryota; Metazoa; Nematoda; Chromadorea; Rhabditida; Trichostrongylidae
Source: the annotation of a GenBank genome assembly